Corythoichthys intestinalis (scribbled pipefish) is the source of this 3103-nucleotide messenger RNA. RefSeq lists its product as uncharacterized. The transcript is spliced from 6 exons. Bases 1617 to 2054 code for a protein of 145 amino acids. The record is from RefSeq and is a predicted model, not a curated record. NCBI's taxonomy places the organism in Eukaryota, Metazoa, Chordata, Actinopteri, Syngnathiformes, Syngnathidae.
AGUGUCCACUGUCCCUGAAUGGGUUAAAUUAGUGCACUAUAAAAGGAUAAUAAGGUUGGCAAACAAUGAAACUGAUUUAAAUGCAAUGGGAUUUACGAACUAGAAGCUUGUGAGUUUAAAAAAUGAGUCAAAAUUUUAUACUUGCGUGUUACAUUUAUUACCAGCUUUCCCAGUUAACAUGCAUCAUUUCAAUGGCAGCGAUUGCACUACAUGGCAACUAAAUAGCGUUAAAGAAUAUUGCACACAUCAAGGUUAACUGGCUCAAAUGUUUAUUAGUACUUUAACAUGUAAUUAUGUCAGAAGUGAUGACACUUACCUUGUGGUCAAAUUUGCUUUAUUGCUGUUUAUUUGAUUUCUGUUGUGGAAAUUUUCCAAUGACUAAGGAAUUCGGAUUAUGAAAAAGACACAAUGUAUCCAGUACUGCCUGUGAGUAGUGUAGAUGAAGGACUGAUCAAUGUUAAUUAAUCCUGGUCAUUUGCUAAUAAUCGUUUCUUCACCCAUGUAAGCAAUGCUUUGUCAUUUGGCAUCUUGCGUUUCACCACAAGCUUUUCGCGUAUCAUCUUUUUGUUUUUCCUCUUGUUGCCUUUGACAAAGUGUGCAACCCAAGCUCGUGCCCAAAUUACUCAAGUAAUGUAGUCGUUACGGCAACUUGAGCCUCAUUCUAACCAGCCUUUGGAAGCUUACAGGCCCUAAGGUGAAUUUUGACUUUCAUCUGUUGGCCCAUGGGUAUUUACUUGUUUUUAGUUUGUACUUUUGCCCCCUCUAAAAGCGCUGCUGUAGUCUCAUCCUGUCAAUUCGCGGCCAGUUCUAGAGGAGUUUUGGAAACACUCGCAAACUCAUUUUCCUUGGGUAUUUUGGGAAGGUGAAGUGUAACAAUUUCUUGUGCGUUCCUGCAUUUUCUAUGCUUUUUUUUUAAUAGACAUUUUUCAUUCAGCUCAAAGUGGAUCUGCAGUAAGUUCACAGCUCCAUUUACGCAAAUCCCAAAACACUAUGUGGGUAUUCAUUGUGACAAAGGAAUCAAAGCCAACAAAGAGCUUACUUGUGUCUUUCUCUGACUGACUUUUAUGAAAUGUAGUACUUGUUUAUUAUCAUUGGGUAGUUUUUGUUUUCUGUAAUAUGUAUGACAGCCUUUGUUUGUAUCAUUUAAUACCAAAUGUGGAGGUGUUUAGUGUCAAAAAGAUGAGAAUUGUGUCAAUCUCCCAAUAUUUAUGGACCUCACUGUAUGGAAUAUUAAUUUUUCAACUGUCUGAGUUGUACACCACAUUCAAAGUCACCUGGGAUUGGCUCCAGCUACCCCUCUAGACUGACUGAGAGGAUGGAUGGAUGAGAAAAUCCAUGGAGACCGUCUACACUUAUCCCCCUUUUUUAACAGGAGCUGGAUUUUACAGGAUGCAAUCGUGUGUGUGUGUGUGCACGCCAUCUCCAGCAUCUCUUUCAUACAGUGUCUCCCCACAAGCCGAGUUCUUUGUGUAGAGCACAAAACCGAUUGAACAGCUUCCAUUGUUGACCUCUGCAUGUUGGUGACUCCCUGACAUCUUUGGCAUUAACACACGAGGCUUGAAACUAACAAGGACUCAAGUGAACAGAGGAAAACGAGCUUUGUAUCACGAGAAGAAAUGUUUGUCACCGUCCUGUUUGGAGAAAGCAGAAUGGAAAUGUUUAACAUCAACUGUAAACUGAUACAUUUUGUCCAAAAUUUAAAGGAACGCUGUGGUGUCGACUUGAAAGACUGUGUGGACCUGAUGAACCGCAAUGGGACAGUAGUGAACUUAGAAACUAAUCAGCUUGGUGUGGAUAUGGCCAGCAGCCUGCUGGCAGAGAGGCAACACUAUGUCCUCCUACAAGUAUGCCGAAAUGAUAACAAUGAAGGCCUGAAGUAUAUUUCUCUUUUGCAAAAUGUUAGUCAGAGCCAUCCAGAAUUUACAGAACCACUGAGGAAAGUGUGCAACCCAGGCGAAGAGCGUGACAAGAAGGUUAACUCGGUGCGGAGAAGUCGCACACGAACGAAAACUGCUGCCGGCAAGAGCUCGGACAAAAAUGACUGUCAACAGUGAUUAUGCUUACGUGAAAGCAAAUCAUGUGCAGUAACUUCAUGUUUUUCGCUAAAAUAACAAAAUUUUGAAUUCGCGUCUGUUUUAGAAAUGUUGCUUUGACAAGCAUUUCUUGUUACCAAUCCAUCCCUUUGACCCGUUUCAAACACUCAUUUAACUCGUUGGCUGCGAUUGAGGGCUCUGGACAUCCAAUCCAUUUUGACUGAGAAUGGCGAAUGAAAGAACCCAGUCAAAAUGGAUUGAACUUUAGGACCGUCAAUGGUACAGAUACAUGAACAUCACAGCCAGUCGUCCCGGUAUAAAUGAAGUGGACGUCUAUUGCCAACAAUGGGAUGCAUUGAGUUAAAUACUACGAAAACAUUCAUUUUAAAGCAGCGUUAGAGUGAAUGCCGUAACCAGUAUUUCUGCUUUUGUUCAUUUUAAUUAACAUUUUACUCAUUUAUUAGUUUAUUUAUAAUUACUGUAUAAAUAAUCAUUAAUAAUUAAAAAAGAAUAAUGACCAAAAAUAGUCACUUAUUGAAUAACUGUCCACUGUAGUGACCCAUGACCUUGCAAGGGUUUAAAUAAAUGGAACAGUUGUCAAAAAGAAUGUUCUAUUAGCGUUCUAAUUUCAAAACUGGUAUCAAAACAAUUAUUCUUUUUUUAAACUGGUAUGAGGGGAAGCAUUUUGCAGUACAAUGCAAGUUACUUUUCAUUGACUUGCAGCUGUGUGAUCAGUAAUUUUGCAGAUUUAAACAUUUUUGAAAUUAUUAUUUUGUAAUUUUAAUUUUCUCCUGUUAAACCUCUGCUCCACACUUUAGCCCACUUGUCGCCAAUAUGCAUGAAUGAGCUGAAGAACUGCAUUUAUCAGUAGUAGAGUGAAGAUGAGGGAAAAUGAGAAUUUAUACUUUGGGAUUUGAUUUGUUUUUCCCCUAUCUGUUCUACUUGUGCCCCUAAAUUUAGUACUUGUGACCCUAGCAGUGGUCUCUGUGUUAAAAAAAAAAAAAAAAAAAAAAAGUGGUUUGAGGGGGGACAAAAAACAAAAACGUUUUUCUUGUCUGGUCUAGAAAAUG